GUGGAAGAGGAGACACGAGGGUUAGGUGUCCUAGUGCUUUUUGCAGGUCUCCACACCAUCUCUGAAGCCAAAUAUCCCCAAAACAGAUUAGAAGGUACUUCAGUUAGAUUCAGUCCAUUUUUGUGGUCAGGACAUUGCUACCAGCUACCCAGCCAGAUGUUAAUGGCUGCUUGGGAAUCUGCUUGAAUAAGGCUAAGAAAGGCUUGCAGCUUUUCACAAGGCUAGACAUCUCAGAGAAGUUACACCAAAGUUAUGGAACAAUAAAAGAAUGCAUCAUAAAGGAAAGCCUUUAAUUAGAAAUGUGUAUACUGUAUAAGUAAUUCUGUCAACUCAUAUGGCUCGUUUGACCUUUCCCACCUCUACCUUUGACCUCUGAGGCAUCGUCAUGUAUUCUAAUAAGGUAAAUAAUGAACCGCGAAGAUGCGGGGGGGCUUCCAGUAAUUACGUUUUAAUCACGCACCAGUCCUUGAUUUGGUAUUGCUCCGAUUUCAUUUUCUGUAGGUACUUGCUCAAAAUGGCAAUUUGCAAUAGAUGUUUUGCUAGUCGUUCACAGAAUAAACAAAAAAUAAAAAGCUGUUUUACGAAAACACAUACUCGUCACAUGAAUUGCAAACGAAAGGAAAAAAUGAUUUAGCUGUUUGUAAUUGCGAAACAAAAUGAGUGCUAAACGAGGUGUGGCACAUGCUAGAAGGACGUGGAGUGCAUUCGUUGCACAAUGCUAAAGAUGGAUGCUGUAAAAUGAUUUUGGUUUACGCUGGUAUUUGCUAGAGUUAUGUUUAGCAGCACAAAAAUAAAACGAAAUAAAUAAAUAAAAAAUUGGGGGCGGGUGAAGCAGAAUCAUGCAAUGACAUCAUCACUUUUCUUCAAGCCAAACACUGAGGAGCAGGAGAAGGAGAAGGAGCUGAGAAAUGAGCCCAGCGCGCUCUCCAUUUCAGGCCGAGCCGUGUCGAGGACCUCCGACAAAAUGAGCUUGCAGGCCGUGGGCGGAACGGCUAGUUGGGAGGACUGGACUGGACCAUACUCGACUGGAGUGGACUGGACUGGACUGCACUGGAGACCCUCCCGAGUUUUGUUUUUGACAGCAUCUGGCCCACGUCGUAGAGCUCGCUUCUGUCGUCGGGGGAGCGAGGCGCCUGACGGCUGUGUGAAUCCUCCCCACAGCUCAAAAGGAGAGGGAAAUCCACAGAUGAGAAGGAUGUCGGACGAGGCGGAGCGGAGAGCGUGCGACGAGGAUUUCUGCUCGGACGAGGAGGCGGACGUGGAGGACAACGGCGGCGAGCUGGCGGACCGGCUGAAGGAGUUGGAGGCAGAAAAUUCAGCGCUGAUGCUUGCGAAUGAGAGUCAGAGAGAAGCGUACGAGAGAUGUCUGGAUGAGGUGGCCAACCACGUGGUCCAAGCUCUGCUCAAUCAGAAGGAUCUGAGGGAAGAAUGCAUCAAGUUGAAAAUGUUGGUCUUCGACCUGGAGAAACAGAACCGAGCACUUUGUGAGCUUUUUCAGCAGAAGUUGCCCAAUUAUCCCACUGCGCACUACCAGGUCCAGGCGGGCCCCCUCCAAGACUGCAAUGCACAGCUGCACGGUGACUCUGCCAAGCAUUUGGAGGCUGCUCAGACCGAAGCACAAACCAAGGGGAACGGUUACCACACUCAACACACCACGCCGAGCCCUCGGGGCCCCGCCGCCUCCAUGGAGGCUCUUUCGCCCUUCUUUAAGAAGAAAGCACACAUCCUGGAAGUUCUGCGCAAGAUGGAGGAGACGGACCCUCUCAAGUUCCACCCAGCCACUGCGAGCCUGUCUUUCUGCGACUACAGCCAGGUGCUCAUGUCCACAGAAGCCGUUUUGGCCUCGGCGGACCAGCUGCAGCGCAAAUCCCUGCACACGCGCUGCAAUUGCUCCCAGUCAGAUGCCGACACACUCCAACACGUCAAUGGCGACGGAGCGCUGAUGUGUGAGGGGGGGGACACCUGCUGUUUACACUGCAAGAAAAACCCAGACUGGCCUCUGAAGUCAUCCGCCUCCCAGAACCGUACUACGCCUGCAGCUGCCACCAACGAAUGUCACGCGAAGAGCCGAGCAACAGAAUGUGUCCCGUUAGCUAAACAAUGCGCCGAGAAUGACUCUCACCCGAAACCGGCGAACGGUGCUGCCGAUCUAAGCCCAGAGAUAGUGGAGGACAGCGAAGAACUCACCGGUUUCUGCCCAGUCACUCAGCUACCCAGUUCAGAAGGUGUCCACAUCCCCCACUGUGACCCCGAAGCCGGCAAUGGCGUUCCCACCGGGCCUUCCCUUGACAAAACGUCCAAUGACAACUCCUCCGUCCCAGAGAAGGAGGGCAGGGAUCUGGAGCCUUCCGCUGUCCGAGCUGGCGCAUCAGUGAGCCCGAGCCCCUCCUGUCUCAGUGACGUCAAAGCCGCCGCCGUCAACUCGCCAUCCAAACUGCUCAAGUUCCUGAAGAUCCCCUCCAUAGGAGACAGGUGCCAGGCCUCGAAUCCCGUCGUCCGCUUAAGCCCCCAACUUACCCGUAGCUCCAGGAUCCCUUGUCGCACCAACAACUACGAGGUGUACCACUCUCCUGUUCCCUCCCGUCGAGCCACCACCACAGAGCGGUGUAGGCAGCCGCCGCCGCCACCCACCAGGUCUGAAUCUUACCCUGCAACCCACUCUGCACCGACCUCUCCCCCACAACCUGAAGACGCCUGCCUCCCACCUGCUAAAGACACGAGUUUCAACAGCUUAUCUGCAUCCAAAAUUAAGAUGGUUGCUCCCUCGUCCAUGUCCUCCUCGUCCUCCCCCAAAGCAGCCCAGAUUAUACCGCAUUAUGAAAACAUAUGUGACUUGUCCUGUAACCCACAAGUAGAAGAGCCCCAUCAAGCUCUGGAGAAAAGAACCACUCUUCCAUCGCAAACGAAAACCAACGGUGCUGAAAGGAAACAGGUUAAAUCACUUCCCGAAAGUGUCCUCGGUGGCUCUCCCCAGCAAAAUCAGUCAUCAUCCUCAACGUCUGAGUCCACAUCAGAGGAUGAAGAAGAUUCUGACAGUCCCGUGUGGGUGAACCAUCACAUCCUGCCCAACUCAUCGGCCCUCACCGACGCUCAUUGUAGAGCCGACUUCUCGCAAAUUCCAGAGGAGGCUAGCACACAGAGCUGCGAGGCAACCCAGCCACCGCAGGCUCCAGCCAGAAGAAACGACUCGUCUUCCAUCCCUAAGAGGCCUACAGUGGGUCCGGCAAGACCUCAAGCUGAUUCCAGUCACCACGCAUUCAAAGACAGGCUGGCUGCGCUGGGCAAGCUGAGAAGCUCGGAGGAUUUACAGGCAGGCUUAAGGUCACUAGGCGUGGGGAACGAGGUGCCCGAGGACAGGAGUAAGACGGAGCAAAGACAUUCAAAGUGCACCGACUCUUUAGAUGGGAAACCUCGGGGCAGCAGUGGGGGCCUGAAGUACACGGGCUCCUCUCAGCUUGAUGAACAAGGGGGAAAAUCCACAAAUUUGAUUGUGGUCAAACAGGAGCUCUGUGUGAGCUCUCAGAGCAAGAUCGGCCUACCUUCACCUAAUGCCGACGCUCCUCAGGUACCGCGUAACAACAUUAAGUGUCCUGGCUCGCUCAAUCUGUCUUACAAUGUGAAACCAGGUUCUCAAAGUAGCAACAGUCCUAACAAAGUUCCGCCAAAGUCUCCGUCCAAACCUUGCCAGGUUACCUCCGUCGUCCACAGAGGAGGAAAACCCAUGGAUACCCCGCGGUACUCCUCCAAGUCAGAGGAGAGAACCAAAAUUAGCGGCAAAGGUAAAAAGAAUCCGAUGUACGGAGACAGUCUCCCGCCGCCUCCUCUCAGGCCUCCGACAUCUGAAGGGGAAAAAGCGCCACCACCUGUGCCCAGCCCGCAGUCGGCCAUCGAGCAGAAAGUGAUGAAGGGCAUCCAGGAGAACAUGCUCAAACUUCAAGAACAGGACCGAGGGGUGCUGAUCGGUGAGGCCAAGCAGAAGGCGUCCAACGGGAUAGCGAGCUGGUUCGGACGCAAGAAAAGCAAGCUGCCCGCCCUCAGCCGCAAGGCGGAUGCCGCCAAAGCCAAAGACGAGAAACGGGAAUGGAAGAUUAACAUCCCAUCGGUGGGAAAAGACUCAGUAAAGAUUACCAGCAGGUGUCGAGAAGGAGUGGAAGGUUUGAACAUCUCCACGCUGAUGGAGAAGGCGGAGGGACUGCGGAGGGCGCUGGAAGAAGAGAGGGCGUACGUGGAGAGGUCGGGCCGGGGUCAUUCAUGCGAGGUGGUGAUGGACCAGGCUCAGGGACAGCUGGCCGUCAUGUAUCGGGGCGGGCGCUCCGACAACUUCAUGCAGCAGUUGCUGAACAGAGUGGACGGCAAGGAAGCCUCGGGCGUGCCACAGCGGAGGCUCUCGUUCGACUGCAAGACUUCCAAGCCUGUGUUCGCUCAGCAAAGCGACAUGGUCAUCGGUCAUACUGGCGGCGGUGACAACGUGGAAAAGGCGUCCCAUCGACUCGGCAAGAUCACGUCAGAUGAGAACCUCGUGGAUUCAGUUCACUCGCAACACUUUGCAGGUUCCGGUGCUUCCACGUACACGUUGGACAGCGGAAUCGGCACGUUCCCGCUGCCCGAAUGCGGCGGCGGCGGAGGGGUGCCGGCUCGGGGCUUGUCCAAGACCACAGCUGAGCGGCGCCCCUCAGGGUCGCCGGGGAGGUCUGGGCGACGGGCCCGCACCUUGGACCGGGAGCCCGCGCCGCAGGAGGAGUGCUACGUGGCGGCAGCGGCGCACAAGCGGGCUCUUCCUGACGCAGCGCAGCACGGCGCCAAGACGGAAGGAAGGGCGGCCGGCAUCAUGCGGGAAGACAAAGAGGCCCGCGGAGCCCACGUUUUCUCGCCCCGCUCCAAGACGUGGACUUUCGCCAACCUCAAGACUCCAGCGGGACCCACAGAUGUGUACCUGGCCGUGGAGGAGGAAGAGGAGCAGGUGGUGUCCUUCGGCACGCCCUUCAGACCGAGCUUGAAAGCCAGCGGUCCGUCUUCCAGCCGUGCGGCGGACCCCAAUGCCUCGCCCGGUGCGGCCCAGUCGGGAAUGAGCCGGCGGGGGAAAUCCCGCACCCCCGGCGUCUCGGAAAUGAGCAGGGAGGCCGGGCUGGAGCUACUCAGGGAACGGCCAGAGGAAGCACCGUCGCCAGGGCGGCCACUGGUUCCUGAGACGCCGGAGUCGUUGAGCGACUCGCUCUACGACAGCCUGUCGUCGUGCGGCAGCCAAGGAUGAUCCCAGUCGUCAUCGUGAUCUCCAAAAAAAAAAAAAACACCAAGCCCCAAGCGGGCGAGGACAACGCCCACCAUAUACGACGAGACUUCUCCUCAGGAUCUCUGCAGCGCAAAAUGACAGCUUGGGAGUGUACAGGACCGCAAACACGUGGGCCAGGUGACCAAUAGCACAAAUGGCAUCCAGCUAGAGAGUUUCUCUCAUUAUUCUGGUUCUUUAUGUGCAGCAAGGUUGUUCAUCUUUUCACAUAAUAGACUUGGGCCGGUGCAUCUAAAGUUAAAAAAAAAAAAAAAAAAAAAAAACAAGAAUGUUCAUCUGAUUUUGUUUUUUACCCCCCCAACCAUGUUAAAAGCGGUCACAUCUUCAAUGUAAAAAUGACUUUAUUGAUCAUGUUGAUUAUAAGUUCGCAACCUCAGAAUUUUGUCAGAAAAUAUCUGAAGCCAUAAUAUAGUUAAAGAUAAAAUAUACCAGCAAUAAUAACAUCAAGAGAAACGGCUACGCCAUUGAAUUAUUUCUAUUUAUUUGAAAUGUACGUCAUUCCCAUCUUUUUGUAAUCUUUCUGUGAAAAUGCACCUAGCUUGAGUUCCUUUUUUCAAAUUUCAACCCAUUGCUGUUCAGCCAGUAGAUGAUAGCUCUCCUGUACGUACUGCCCUUUUUCAACUUUCUAUUAAAAGCUUUUCAUCCCGUUCGUGUGUGCAGUUUUUAGCUU
Messenger RNA from Syngnathoides biaculeatus (alligator pipefish), 5957 nucleotides. RefSeq names its product NCK-associated protein 5-like (gene nckap5l). NCBI's taxonomy places the organism in Eukaryota, Metazoa, Chordata, Actinopteri, Syngnathiformes, Syngnathidae. Gene Ontology annotation, biological process: microtubule bundle formation; microtubule depolymerization. Gene Ontology annotation, cellular component: microtubule plus-end. The coding region runs from base 845 to 5251 and encodes 1468 amino acids. The record is from RefSeq and is a predicted model, not a curated record. The transcript has 14 exons.